Molecule: messenger RNA, 1527 nt
Organism: Rubroshorea leprosula
Lineage: Eukaryota; Viridiplantae; Streptophyta; Magnoliopsida; Malvales; Dipterocarpaceae
Source: the annotation of a GenBank genome assembly
CAAAUCCUACUGUUUCCCGGGGUUUUUGAGAAAUCCAGUCAAAUGGCAGAAAAUCCAAAGCACUGUCUCAACUCAGCACCUGAAUCUCCCAAAAGACCAUCAAAGAUAGCUAAAACCCAAGAUUACAGCGACGAAGAAGAAGAAAAAGAGGAGGAAAUACAGCAAGAGGAACAAGAAGAAUCGAGCAUGAGCAAAAACCCUCGAACCCAGCGGUAUUUGGUGGCUAUUGAGUAUAUUGGGACUCGUUUCUCCGGCUCCCAACAGCAGCCCAGUUUUCGUACGGUCGUUGGUGUAUUAGAGGAUGCUUUCCAUAAGUUCAUUGGCCAGCCAGUUUCAAUAUUUUGCUCAAGUCGCACUGAUGCAGGAGUACAUGCCUUAUCAAAUGUUUGCCAUGUAGAUGUUGAACGCAUAAGCAAAAGAAAGCCUGGUGAAGUGUUACCACCACAUGACCCCGCUGUUGUUAGAAGAGCUGUGAACCAUUUCUUACAGAAGAAUGAAGGUGAUAUUUCAGUUAUUGAUGUUCAAUCUGUUCCAAGUGAUUUUCAUUCAAGAUAUAAAGCUCUGGAGCGCACGUACUUCUAUCGCUUGUUAUCUGGUCCAGAACCUUUGUCUGUCAUUGAGAAAGACAGGGCGUGGCAUGUACCUGAGGAGCUCGAUCUUCGUGCAAUGCAGGAAGCAUGCAAAAUUCUUGUUGGACGCCAUGAUUUUAGUUCCUUCAGGGCAGCUGGUUGCCAGGCAAACUCACCAAUCAGAACUUUGGAUGAGCUCAAUGUUACUGAGGUUCCUUCAACUCCCUAUUUUCCAUCAAUUGUGGAUAGAAAGGUGGACCAUUUAAACAGAGAAGAUCCUCAUGUAUGCUCCAAUAAGGCUGAGGUUAACCUCCCUAUUAGUUCCUCAUUUGAUAGUGACAAAGUGGUUGGCUCCAAUGGUGAAACCAACUUCGGAUUUGGAAUAAGGAGACGGCACCGCUGCUAUGUUGUAACUGCACGUGCUCGGUCUUUCCUUUAUCACCAGGUCAGACUGCUUGUUGGUGUUCUUAAGUGUGUAGGCACUGGAGAGUUAACAGUUCCUGAUGUUGAAAGAAUUCUGAAUGCAAAAACAGUGACAGCUGCAAAGCCCAUGGCACCUGCAUAUGGUCUUUACCUUGGACAUGUAAAAUACGAUCUGCCAUAGAGAUGCAACAAUUCCCAUUUCUUCAGGAAAGCAACAUCAACAUCUGCUUUGGAAUCUGACGUCGUCUUAUACGUCAACAGAAGAUACUUCCCUAACUCUCAGCUCAUAUCAUUGCAAUGAUUCUCGCUAUAAUUAAAUUCUGGUUUUAGUUCAACAGCUUAGGGAUUGAUUGGUGCCGUAAGCCUCUUUUAAACUAAGCACGAAUUCUGGUUUUAGUUCAACAGCUUAGGGAGUGAUUGGUGCCGUAAGCCUCUUUUAAACUAAGCACGAAUUCUGGUUUUAGUUCAACAGCUUAGGGAAUGAUUGAAGCCGUAAGCCUCUUUUAAACUAAGUCUGCGAUGCUUUAAAUUUUUU